Molecule: messenger RNA, 3325 nt
Organism: Salvia hispanica
Lineage: Eukaryota; Viridiplantae; Streptophyta; Magnoliopsida; Lamiales; Lamiaceae
Source: RefSeq, a predicted model, not a curated record
GAAAGACCGCACCAUAUUAGACUCGAACUUCAAUAGCCUUAGGCAUCAUUUAAUCACUCUACAGUUUGGCCAGUACACGUAGCAGCAGCUGCUGCUUACACAAUGAUUUGGUAGUACUAAUGGUAUCAUCUACUUGCAUAGACUCUCUUGAUUAGACCACUUCAAAAACACCUUUAGUUAAUCAAUAAACCAAUGAUGAAUUUGGGACGAGUUUAACCUUAAGUGUUCCCAUUCCAAGUCAAUUGUUCCGUGUAUCUGAGUAGUAUCAACGACUUGAUGAACUGGAAAAGUAACACAAGUCAAUUAAACAAACCACAAAUUCCACUAUCUUACCCCUUCUCAUCUACUAGACGGAAAUAGAAAUCAUGCCCUCUUUACUCUCAUUCCUCUUCUUUUAUAAUCUUCUUCAUCUACCAAAUUUAGCAGCUUCCAAUUGCCCAAAAUCCUUUCAGUGUGGAGAUCAUUUCCCCCUUAAAAUUCCAUUUACCGACGUCAAAAAUCCCGAUUGCGGCUUGAUCACGGUUGACGGCUGCAAUGGUUCAAGAAACCCAGUAAUCAUGUCUGAAGGUCUCUCGGGGUAUGAAAUUCUAGGCAGUAUUUCAGCAAAUCAAAUCAAAGUUUUCGACCCUCAUCUUCAUCACUUAUAUCAAUCUCAGCUCAAGUGCAUCCCUUUCACAAAUCUCUCUCUCCCAAAAUCCCCUUCUAUUUCGAUUUCAAUCCCCUUAAAUCUCACCUUCUUCACUUGCUCCAACCAUCGAAAUUCUCAAGAUUAUUUCGAGAAUUACCUCAGCUUCCACGACCAACGCGGCGGGCCUCUCACCGCGUAUUAUUUGGACCCGACAACAGAUGAUGAUUCUGCAGCAAACGAGAGAAGUAUUCCUGCGAAUUGUGGGGUGAUUCAAUUGCCUAUAGAUUCUAGUAAAGGAGAUGCCCACCAAUUGUUUGAUAUAUUGACUGCUGAGUUUUUUAUAGAGUGGAAUGUUUACGAAGCUUGUUCUAACUGUUUCCAUCAAGGAGGGCAGUGCCUUCAUAACAGCAUGAAUCAAUUCAUCUGUGAAAAAGAAUCCUUCAAGUGUGGAGAUCAAACUCUCAACUUCCCAUUAACAAGAGCGGAUGAUCCCGACUGCGGAUUGAUCGCUGUUGAUGGCUGUGAUUCGGAUGAUCAAGUGAUCCAUUUAGGUGGUGGAAAUCUUGGUUACACUCUUUUGGAGUACUAUGAUUCAUCAAACAAAAUCUUGAUUCGUGAUCCUCAGCUUGAAGCUCAAUUGCUUAACAAAAGCUGCUUUUCUUUCAUGAAUCAGUCCUUGCUUCGAUCUCCUUCGAUUUCAGUCUCAUUCAGUCCUAAUCUCACCUUGUUCCCCUGCAACGUCGAACCUACUGAUAUGUCUAAAUUUGAUAAAUACUUCGAAAACUAUAGCAAGAUAGAGUGUAUCUACCCCGUGUACUAUAAAAUCCCAUCGUCCGAUGGUACUCCUUCCGAGCAAAUUGAUGCUCCAGAAGGAUGUUGGUUAGUACAGCUGCCUAUGAGGUCUAGUCGAAACUCAGAUGAUUUGUUCAGUAUGAUCACUGCUAAUUUUACGCUAGAAUGGGAUGUUUGUGAUGAAUGUGUUGGUUGUUUCAAUGGAGGAGGGCAGUGUCUCACUGCCAACAAUAACACGUUCUACUGCAAACGAGAAAAUAACUUGAGGAAGAUAUUAUUAGCUACAUUGAUACCUGGAUCUGCUCUGUUGCUUGUCUGCGCCUUAUAUAUUUGGCUGCGAAAGAAAAAGAAGGUUGGAUCCUACCUUCUUUCAAGGAACUUAUCUUAUGAUCCCUCCUCGAAAGCGGAUAUCGAAGACGGAAGCUUCAACUUCGGCAUUCCCAUCUUCUCGUACAGCGAGCUCGUCGAGGCCACUGGCAACUUCGACCCUUCGAAAGAGCUCGGCGACGGAGGCUUCGGCACCGUCUAUUACGGCAAGCUCCAUGACGGCCGAGAAGUCGCGAUCAAGCGACUCUACGAGCACAACUACCGACGAGUGGAGCAGUUCUUGAACGAGAUCAAGAUCCUCACGAGCCUCCGCCACCCGAACCUCGUCUCGCUCUACGGAUGCACCUCGCGGCGCAGCCGCGAGCUCCUCCUCGUGUACGAGUACAUCCCCAACGGCACUGUGGCGGACCACCUCCAUGGCCAGCGCGCCGCCUCGGCGCCCCUCACGUGGCCGAUGCGGAUGACCAUCGCGCGGGAGACGGCCACCGCGCUCGCGUACCUACACAAGUCGGACAUCAUCCACCGCGACGUCAAGACGAACAACAUCCUCCUCGACGCGAACUUCUCCGUGAAGGUCGCCGACUUCGGCCUCUCGCGGCUCUUCCCGAAUGACGUGACACACAUCUCCACGGCGCCCCAGGGCACCCCGGGUUACGUGGACCCGGAGUACCACCAGUGCUACCAACUCACAGACAAGAGCGAUGUUUAUAGCUUUGGAGUCGUGCUGAUUGAGCUGAUCUCGUCCAUGCCGGCCGUCGACAUAAGCCGGCAUAAGCACGAGAUCAACCUGGCCAACCUGGCCGUGAGCAAGAUCCAGAAAUGCGCGUUCGACGAGCUGAUCGACCCGGCGACCGGGUACAACUCUGACGCGGAGGUGACGAGGAUGACGACGACGGUGGCGGAGCUGGCUUUCCGGUGCCUGCAGCUGGAUAAGGACAUGAGGCCGACGAUGGAGGAGGUGGUGGCGAUCCUCCACGACAUAGAGAGCGGAGGGGACGGCGAUUUCGAGGGGGUGAAGGGGAAUUCUGGCGGGAAGAUACCGCCGUCGCCGGAGACGGAUGAGGUGGUGCUGCUGAAGAGUAGGAUUUAUCGAUCGUCGCCGACGGCGGUGACGGACACGUGGAUUAGUAGCGCCUCGACGACGGCGAGUUCGGUCGGGUGAUUCUUGAUGUUGUUGGUGUGGGCUUACAACAUCAAGAAUCACACUUGUGUUAGGGGAUGAGAUGGUGUAUAUGUGUUUGUGUGUGUGUGUGUGAGUGAGUGAGUGAGUGAGAAUGGUUUAUAUAUUCUUUCUUUGUUCUAUGUGUAUUUUUCUUGUCUAUUUUUGAGCAAUUGGCAGCGGGAAUGUGCAUAUGAUGAAAGAGAGCUAGCUAGUAGAGUAUUUCCUUAGCAAUUGGUGGUGGCAAUGUGAUUAUUUUUUGCUACUAGCAUAUGUUAUUGAUGUAUAAUUGUAUAUGUUGGUAAUGUAAGUCCAUCCAUGACUCCGGCAAUGGGAUAGCCGAGCGCCCGAGCCAAUGGAUAUUUAUGGACUCAUUACAAAUUUAAGUCAAAUUAAAUUAUCCGCGUGUUUUACUUUUA